Protopterus annectens (West African lungfish) is the source of this 3837-nucleotide messenger RNA. Its product is annotated as doublecortin domain-containing protein 1-like. Lineage: Eukaryota; Metazoa; Chordata; Ceratodontiformes; Protopteridae. The coding region runs from base 1 to 2721 and encodes 906 amino acids. The record is from RefSeq and is a predicted model, not a curated record. The transcript has 20 exons. Gene Ontology annotation, biological process: intracellular signal transduction; regulation of mitotic cytokinesis. Gene Ontology annotation, molecular function: microtubule binding.
AUGGAAAAUGUGUACAAAGAAUUAGACUUUAUUAAGUCAAUGUUUACAGAUAGGGGGUAUCCUGGUUCCCUAUUGAAUGAUGCAGUAAAUUACUUAAGCAAUAAAUGGGGUAAAAAAUGCACUCUGAUUCUGGGUCUUCCAUUUGCAGCUCGCAGAAUGUUUGAUGAAAAUGGAAAAGAAAUAAAGCUUCUGAAAGGGCUUCAAAGAAAACAACUGGUAUAUGUUUCUUGUGGAGAGCAAUGGAUUGAUCCUCAACUUACUGUUGCAGAGAAGAAGAAGCGUGUUUUAAUAAGCAGUUUGACUUCUGAUAUUACCUUGAUUCGUAACUACUGUGCAAUACGCAGCACUGAAGGACUAGUUCUAGAAGUUGUUGGUGAGCUGACUGCUGGAGCCAAACUGGCAUUAGCCCAUUGUGCAGUACCCUCAGAACCAGAAGAUGAAAAUGAAUCUUCCCACCAAGAAGAAGAUGAAGAAGAAGAGGAGAGAAAAAGGCAGAAUGAAGAAAAAUUAGAAAAGUAUUUUUCUGAACAUAUGGAUUCACACACAAAAUCACACAUUGCAACUGAUGCCCUGCACUCAAAGGUCAAAUAUUCCUGGCAGCAAGAUGACAGCAGUGUGCAUGAAGAAGGUAUAACUUCUGAAGGAGAGGAUAGCAAACUUCUGAAUAAUAGGCCUCAGCUGAAAAUAACCAAGGUGCAACAAGUCCAUCGCCAGCAGUUUGAAUUCCAAGGUGGAUACAUUGUAAAUUGUAGGUUUCCUAGCCUUGUUCUUGGAGUAGAGAGUUCUGAAACAUACCCUGGUGCAGAUGUGGUAUUGAUGAUCAAGAGACCCGAUGAUAUCAAUCAACGAUGGAUACUGGCAGAAGAAGAAAGGACAGUCCAUCUAAUGAGUAAUCCAGGAUUAGUACUCGCUGUUUCAUCACCCAGGAUUAAGCCAGGUGAUACUAUAAGUGCCACACAGAUGCUGGAAUCUCCCAUUGUACUUCAGGUACAGAAUGAAGCUUUGGAUGGAUUAUUGCAGAUACUCAGCUGUGGAACAGCUUUGGAUUAUAUUUAUUCUAUUUUAUCAUCAUUGCAGAACUACAAAGAGUACAGUUAUGGAUCUGCUAAUCAGAAGUGGUUCUGGAUUCCAAAGAUGAAGGUAUUUAGUGCUUAUUAUGCAACGGUUCUGGAUCAAGAAAUAACUGCUGCCAAUCAGGCCUCCAUAUGUACAUUUUCAGUUGCAGGCCCAGAAGAACUAGAUCAACCUGGAUAUUACUUCUCAUCUUCCAAUACAAAAGAAACAAUAAUAUGUCCUACCUGCUCAAGAUCCAUGAGGGGAAAAGCUGUGCUGAAAAUGUUACCAAGAGAUGUUGCUUUCUCCUGUGCGUCUGGCAAAAAGGCAGCUGAAGUUACUGGUUUGGGGCCAUAUAAAUCUCUUACUGUGUCAAAGGUCGAUUUGUCCACAUUGGAAGCUAAGCAUACUUUGUUUUACUAUGAAGAAAUCUUGUCAUCUUUAAAGAAAGAUAUAUCUGUACAGACAGUUUCAGAUGAAAUUUCAGCUGCUAAGACACAAAAGGCAGUUAAAAUAAUAGCUUACAAGAAUGGAGCAGCACAUCAAAAUGGAGAAUUAAUAAUUGCUACAACAUUUCCAAUGUUGCUUUGCUUGUGUACAAAAAGACUUGGACUGUCCUGGCCUGUCACUAAGCUAUACACCAUUGAUGGCACAGCAAUUCUGUCAGUAUCUGAGCUAAUCACAUGGGCUGUAAAUGAGUUCCUCAAAGAAAAUGAUGCAAAAGAUUUAAAAGCAGAGCAAACAGAAUCAGAGCUUCAAUAUGAAGAAGACAAAAGGGUGAUCCAAACCGAAGAUGAGAACACUUUGAAUGGGCAGGUACUGCCACAGGUAACUGUAAAUGACCUGAAAGCUGUAGAUGAAGACCUACUAACUUCAAUCCUUAGGAAUCCCAUCGAAGUCUGGGCAUCCUGUGGAGAAGCCUUUAUAACACUGGAUGUUUUGGAAAAACAACACCAAAGGACAAAGAAGAAGUGGCUUCAGAAAGGAAAGAUUUUAACAGAUCUUGAUUUCAAGAAGCACAGAAUUCGACAACUACAGGGACAGCGUUUGACAACUCUUGAGCCUGCCAAUAUAAUGCCUACAAAGAGCGUAGUUCAACCUGUUGUGGUAGAAGGUGGAUGGAUUCAUCCAAGUAAAGAGGAAGUAAACCUUAUUGAAGAUGUGCACAAGACAGAGAAACAUCUUUCUGAAAUGCAGACACAUCAAAUGAAGAAGCAGCUUGAGAAUUCUCAUAAACAUGUAAACAGUCAGAGGUCACUGUAUGCCCAGCCAGUGAUAAAAAGAGUCCUGGUUUACUUGAAUGGCAGAGAUGCAAAUCAAGGGACUUAUGUCUGGGGCACAACAAUGGAAGAGCUGCUCGAUAACUGCACAUCUCGGCUAAAUAUGUGCAGUCCUGCUCAAAUCCUGUACAAUCCUGAUGGAAAUCAAAUUGUAUCAUGGGACCAAGUGGAGCGUGAUAUGUUAUUGGCUGUUUCAGCUGGAGAGCCUUUUAUGACAAGCAAAGCAAGCAAACAAAAGGUGGAAGUAAGAGCCAAUUACGCUCGAGUCAGGAAGCAGCAUGGCCCUGAUGCAACUGACAUUGUUAUUAGUUUUAAAAGGAAUCCCAAAGUAAAGGUAGAGGCACCAAACCCUUUCCUUGGUCUUCCUUCUUCAGAAAACCUUACUUAACGACUAGGUAGAAUUAUUUCAGAUCUCUUCAGCAUGAGGCUGAAACAGAAUGGUUUUCACAUAAGCAGAUCUCUUCACAAGUAUACAUUGGACAGCAGAAAUCAGAAACCUAUUCGAUAUUUUGCUAAACACUUCUUUGAAUAAAAUGAAUAUGGGCACUGCAAAGCAUCCCAGACAACUUACUUUCUUCAGCUGACCUUUCAACACUGUUAGAGCUGUACUGCUGUUACGCAUGACCAAAGCCUGUUGUCAUAAUAUGAGACCUGCACGUGUCAUCUUGCUAUCUGGAUAGAAACCAUACAGAUCACUUUUUGAACUGGUGUUUUGCAUCAAUACACUGUAUAACAAUGGUCAACAUUGAAGAAAUGACAGUGUCAUAAAGCCACAUAAAUCAGCAGAAGUAACUGCGUUGCGAAUCUAUGAUGUUCUAUUAUACUUCUCAGAUGGCACACACCAUCUUUCAGAAAGUAGCUACAAGUCAAAAUGAUUGUGGCCUCUGUUACUGAGCAUUUAUUCAGACUUUGCAACUGACUACCAUUACUUCUGUUUCAGUAGUUAAUAAGCAGUGUUAUUUGCCAGUAUGUAUAAGUUUUGUUUUGGCUUUUUCUGAUCACACCAGUAUAUUGGAUGGUACUUGGUGAAAUGCUUGUUAGAAAAUCUUGAGAAAUCAUGACUUCUGAAGGACCUGAAUAUUUCAGACGUGAAAUAAUAUGUUGCAGUAAAGAUAAGUGGCCAUAUUAGCAACUGUCUCGUAUGAUAGAAAUAAACUCAUUAGUUACCUUUACCAAAGAGAAAACACAUUAAUAUGGUAGUGCAAAAUGGGGUUUAAUCUUAUAUACAGCUGGAAAAAUCAGGAGCAUUAAAGCAACAAUAUAACUUCCACCCUGGAUCCUGUCACUAAGCAUCAUAAAGUAUUUGUUCUGCUAAGCCAUAUUUUAAUGUUUCCAGAUAAUUGUCUUUGUCUUCCAUAGCUGUUUGCCUUAAACAUGCUAGUUGCCUAGUGUAUACUGUCUCACACAUAACAGCCAUAUACACAUACUUAAACACCUAUGUGUGAGCACAAAUAUGUGUGUGUGUGGGGUCUAUAUCACUUCAACAAAAUGUCUGAAGUUCGAA